AUGAAUCCCCGAGGAAUUCCUUUGAAAAUCACUGCCAGGAGGAACCAGAGCGAACUCCAAAAAUCCCGCGCUUAUAGGAUCGAAGGACAAGUGGCGAUUCAUGGUAAUGACAACCAGCCCUUACUUUUGGAGGACUCCCCAAGCACGAUCGCCAUUGGUAAUGCGGAACUGAGACUCAACUCUAUGGUUAACCAAGUAUUAGCCCAAGGCCUCGGUCAAAUAGUUGAAUGGUCACGCAGGGAGGGGGAGGGAUUACCCAUCGAAGUUAUUAAGGUGAUGCAUAGAUGCUGGAAUGACACGCGGCGCAUUGAAUUCCACGCGACCUACUUGCUGGACACUAAUAUCACCUCUAAACUCACCAUGAAUGCCCUGGCUGAAGGCAACAUCAUCAGCUUGCGUGGGCGUGUCGUGGCGUAUACCAACACUUGGGAGAUAGAGGUCAUUGAUGCAGGGCAAGAUAUCAGGCCACGGAAAUUCAACUCAUUCAUUUCGAAGGCGAUAACAUUGCCAUUUUGA
Melampsora larici-populina 98AG31 is the source of this 516-nucleotide messenger RNA. RefSeq lists its product as uncharacterized. The record is from RefSeq and is a predicted model, not a curated record. Lineage: Eukaryota; Fungi; Basidiomycota; Pucciniomycetes; Pucciniales; Melampsoraceae. Bases 1 to 516 code for a protein of 171 amino acids. The transcript is spliced from 4 exons.